Molecule: messenger RNA, 2388 nt
Organism: Thyridium curvatum
Lineage: Eukaryota; Fungi; Ascomycota; Sordariomycetes; Thyridiales; Thyridiaceae
Exons: 9
Coding region: 1-2388 (795 amino acids)
Source: RefSeq, a predicted model, not a curated record
AUGGGCAUCCUGAGGAAGAGUGGUCAUGGGGGAGGGAAUGGUCAAUCUUCGUCACGGGGUGGCGGCCAACCGCCUCCCUACCAAUUUCCUGGUCAAUCGUUUCAGAAUGUGCCGCCAGAAGCGGCCCAGAUUGCUGCCGCUAUGCUCGCUUCUGUCAUGAACCUCCGAGUCGCCAACGGGGCGCGAGACCCAGAUGUCGACACAUGCCUAGCGCAUUUGAAGCUGCUCCACGCUAUUCACAACAUGAAAGAGGAGGUCGGCUACACUGACGGCCUCUUCGGGCUUUGGGAUUCGCGGGCAUCGGGGACCCAUUUCCUAGUCGAGAGUGAAAAUGAAGUCAAGGAGCAGCCUUAUUACAGUACACAGGAGAUGCCUCUCGAGGACAGGAAGAGGUACCUCAGCAGGAUCCGAGAGAAGCGAUGGGCGUUGUUCGUUGCCCGUGCCGUGGACAGAUACGAAGCCACCUGGAACCUCCAGUUCAAGCCAACGCUGACCGAGGAUAACUCCAAUAUCCCGGACAUGUACAGCAACUUUCCAUACACGGGGAAGCCCUUGAAGUGGGAUGACUGGAUGAUGCCGCCUCUGGAUGUACUCAUGGUCUUUCAUUCGCAUAUGCUCAACCCAAGAGGCUUCCUCGAGGAUUGCAUGCGCUUCCAAGCCUCUAAUAUGUGGACCGCCGGCAUGCCUUGGCAGCAGGUGAACAAUCUGAUUGAUCUGGAGUUUAACUACAAUGUUACUGAACCGACCAAGGUCAUGUGGAAUGUUCAGAUGGGGCGGGCUUGGGAGAAUUCAGAGGAUUCCAUGGUGAAGCGAAUCGGCUGUCCGUGCUGCAAGCAGCCUGUCGACAUCCCUUGGACAACGUGCUCUCUCCCGGAGGACUCCAAAGAAGCUCCCCGCCCGGGUCUCACCGGUACUGGAUACGGCGAUGGUGAUCUCCGCUGGAAAUGCCCUAGCUGUGGUGUUGUCAUUACAAAGGAGCUCAUGACCGUGGGCAAGUUUGUAGAGGACUCCAUGGAUCUCAUUCAUCGGGAGAUCAUGAUGCCCGGCACCAUCCUAGAUCCGAAGACCGGGACUCCUGCUUUGAAUCUGAACCUAGAUCGAAGAAAUCAGGAGCCGCGUACCUUUCCCAACCGCAUGAUUCGCUCUAUAAGGGUACGGCAAGAGAUAGAAGCGCUGCUCAAGCCCGGCAUGAAUCCCACCCCGACCAUGGACACGGUGCGCAAGAUCUUCGAGCCCAUCCUUGCCGACUCGUACGCCCUUAGGCAGAUCAAUCUCAUUACUCGCGACGGGACCUAUCGGAUAUCGCCGUCUACCAAGAUCACUAUUCGCAAGAUGAUGUCGCACUACUGGGAGAACUGGAGCCCCUUCGCGCUCAACCUCAGCGGCGCGGUCAUGCGCCAGGGCAUCUUUGUGCAGAAGAUGGUCAAGAUCGACUGGCUUCACAGCCCUCAUGCUCGAGAUACUAUGCAGAGGUUGCUAGAAAAGUAUCGCCGGUUUGUAGCCAUCAUGGCAUCGUAUCCAGGACAGAUUGCCGUGCCGACCUUGGACGUGGAUUUGGCGUGGCACACACACCAGCUGUGUCCUCCUGCCUAUUAUCGAUAUACGAUGGAAGCCUGCCGGAAGUUCAUUGAUCACGAUGAUAAGAUUGAUGAAGGCAAGCUAUCCUCGUCUUUCGAGUGGACAAGCAAGAUCUAUCAGCAGAGGUUCGGCGAAGUUUACUCUGAGUGUACCUGCUGGUACUGUGAAGCAAUCCGUGCUUCACACGUCUCCACCCUGAACAGGAUAUUUGGGUCGAAUCAACCAGACAAGGUCAACGAAGCCUUUCACACCUCGGGAAUGGCAAAUCUCUGUCCACCAGAUAAUUCAGCCCAUAUCUCGGCGCAUAACGCCGUACAGACCAACAUCCCUACUGACAGCCGCCUACGGCGAGUCUACGAACAAAUGCGGGCCGCCAACCAGCGCCGCAUCGACGAGAACUACGCCAAGGCUAAGCGGAGAGCCGAGAAGCGGGGGAGGCAGCUGCCAAAUAAGGAGACAUACUACGAUCAUUGGGGAACCUAUUACUUUAUGUAUGCACCAUUUUAUUACCCGAUGUACAUGACACCCGGCAUUUACGGAGACUGGGACCCGUGCCACGUCACAGCCGGAGAGGGUGAGCAUGCCAACUGCUGCAAGGGCAGCUGCGGAGUGAAUGGCGCUGCAGCGGGUAGCUGUGGAGGGCCUGGCGGUUGCGGUGGCGCAGGGGGCUGUGGAGGAGCAGUCGUUCAUCCGACCUGCUCGGCCGGCGUAAGCUGUGGUGGAGUCGGUUCGAACUGUGGAAACGAUGGCGACGGCGGUGGCGACGGCGGCGGCGAUGGUGGUGGUUGUGGUGGCUGUGGUGGCGAUUGA